Homalodisca vitripennis (glassy-winged sharpshooter) is the source of this 389-nucleotide messenger RNA. RefSeq lists its product as uncharacterized. The coding region runs from base 69 to 329 and encodes 86 amino acids. The transcript has a single exon. The record is from RefSeq and is a predicted model, not a curated record. Lineage: Eukaryota; Metazoa; Arthropoda; Insecta; Hemiptera; Cicadellidae.
UCUAUUGUCGCCCAAGUCUGGCAUGUCACCUCAGUACGUACCGCACAGCGACGGGCAGAGGUUACGCAAUGGCCUGCACGAAAACAGCCCGGCUAGCCACAAUCUUCCUGUUCCUGGUCCUGUUGGGCUGGGUGGCUGGUGGCGUCCUGGAGUCUGCAAGGGGAGAGAGGAGGUCGCCCCAUGUGGAUCACGCUAGGAAGCCAGCAAAGAACGGCACCCUCGGGAACAUCAUCGAUGCCCCACUCCGCCCCUGCCCACCUGGACAGCGACGGGAUUGGAGAGGCAACUGCAGGCUGUCUUUCGGGGCCCUCAGCAUCAUGAAUGAGUGAGAUUUAUAAAGGAUUGUGAGCAACCCGUCAUUUGUAUAAUAAAGUGCUAUCAGUAUUUUA